Scomber japonicus (chub mackerel) is the source of this 10701-nucleotide messenger RNA. It is a transcript of the gene wdfy3, whose product is annotated as WD repeat and FYVE domain containing 3. The record is from RefSeq and is a predicted model, not a curated record. Lineage: Eukaryota; Metazoa; Chordata; Actinopteri; Scombriformes; Scombridae. Gene Ontology annotation, molecular function: metal ion binding; protein binding.
GCCUUGACAAAGCCGUUCAAGAUGAACAUGGUGAAGAGGAUCAUGGGCCGGCCUCGGCAGGAGGAGUGCAGCCCGCAGGACAACGCGCUGGGCCUGAUGCACCUGCGACGCCUCUUCUCCGAACUGUGCCACCCUCCUCGUCACAUGACCCAGAAGGAGCAGGAGGAGAAGCUCUACAUGAUGCUUCCCGUGUUUAACAGGGUGUUCGGGAACGCUCCACCCAGCACCAUGACGGAGAAGUUCGCUGACCUGCUGCAGUUCACCACUCAGGUCUCACGUCUCAUGGUGACCGAGAUCAGACGAAGAGCCUCCAAUAAAUCCACAGAGGCAGCCAGUCGAGCCAUAGUCCAGUUUCUGGAGGUGAACCAGAGUGAGGAGGCGAGUCGCGGCUGGAUGCUUCUGACCACCAUCAACCUGUUGGCCUCCUCCGGACAGAAAACGGUGGACUGCAUGACGACCAUGUCUGUUCCCUCCACGCUGGUUAAAUGCCUCUACCUGUUCUUCGACCUGCCCCACAUGGCCGAGGCCCCCCCGGCCCCCGCCCCGACUCCCCCUCCGCCGCCACCGCCCACCCAGGAGAAAACCCCAGCCCAGGGCCAAACCCAGCCAGAGCUUCCCCUGGCUGACCGCAGAGCCAUGCUACAGAAAGUCUUUGUCCAGAUCCUGGUGAAGCUCUGCACCUUUGUGUCUCCGGCGGAGGAGCGCCAAAAGGACGACCUCCAGCUGUUGUUCAGUGCCAUCACGUCCUGGUGCCCCCCUCAUAAUCUGCCCUGGAGGAGAAGCGCUGGGGAGGUGCUCACCACCAUCUCCAGACACGGCCUCAGCGUCAACGUGGUCAAAUACAUACACGAGAAGGAAUGCCUCUCCACGUGUGUUCAGAACAUGCAGCAAUCUGACGAUCUGUCGCCGUUGGAGAUCGUGGAAAUGUUCGCCGGUCUCUCUUGCUUCCUCAAAGACUCCAGCGACGUUUCUCAGACCCUGCUGGACGAUUUCCGCAUGUGCCAGGGUUACGCUUUCCUCUGCGACCUCAUGCUCAGACUGGAACAGGCCAAGGAGGACGAAUCGAAGGAUGCACUGAAGGAUCUGGUCAACCUGGUCACAUGUCUGACUACGUACGGAGUGACGGAGCUGAAACCAGCCGGCCUGACGACAGGAGCUCCCUUCUUACUGCCUGGAUUCGUUCUCCCUCAGCCUUCUGGCAAAGGCCACACGGUGCGUAACGUCCAGGCCUUCUCCGUGCUCCAGAACGCCUUCCUUCGGGCUAAAACCAACCGCCUGGCUAGCAUGCUGCUCGACGCCAUUGGAAACAUCUACGCUGCCGAGCCAGCCAACUAUUUCAUCCUGGAGUAUCAACACACCCUUUCGCAGUUCGCCGAGCGAGUGGCCAAACUCCCCGAAUCCCAGACCAAGUACUUCGAGCUGUUGGAGUUCGUCGUCUUCAGCCUCAACUACGUGCCGUGCAAGGAGCUGUUCAGCGUCAGCGUGCUGCUCAAGUCGAGCACGUCGCACGCCUGCAGCAUCACGGCCGUCCGGACGCUGCUGAAGCUGUCCAGGCACGACCCGGUGUUCAGCGACGUGCUGCGGGAGGUCGGCCUGCUGGAGGUUCUGGUUAACCUGCUGCACAAGUACGCUGCCCUGCUGAAAGAACCGACGUCGCAGCAGUCGCACAAUAACGACCAAGCUGACUGUAAAAACAGCACCGUAGCAGAGGAGCAGAAGCAGCUGGCCUGGCUGGUGAUGGAGACGCUGACGGUUCUCCUGCAGGGCUCCAACACCACCAACACUAACGCAGCCCUCUUCAGAGAGUUUGGCGGCGCUCGUUGCGUUCACAACAUCGUGAAGUACCGUCAGUGUCGGGAACACGCUCUGCUCAUCAUCCAGCAGCUCGUCCUGUCGCCCAGCGGAGACGACGACAUGGGAACUCUGCUGGGCCUCAUGCACUCUGCACCGUCCAGCGAGCUCCAGCUGAAGACCGACAUACUGCGGGCCUUGUUGGCGGUGUUACGUGAGAGUCAUCGCACCCGGACGGUUUUCCGUAAGGUUGGCGGUUUCGUCUACGUCACCUCUCUGCUGGUUGCCAUGGAGCGGUCGCUAUGCCAACCGCCUCGUCACGGCUGGGAACGCGUCAACCAGAACCAAGUGUUUGAACUCCUGCUCACCGUCUUCUGCACGCUCACCGCCGCCAUGCGCUACGAACCCGCCAACUCACACUUCUUCCGCACAGAGAUCCAGUACGAGAAGCUGGCGGACGCUGUGAGGCUGCUUGGGUGUUUCUCCGACACUAAGAAGCUCGGUGCUACGUCCGUGUUCCCCUCCAACUCUCAGCCUUUCCAGAGGCUGCUGGAAGACGAAGCGGCUCCCGGAGGCUGUGCAGGAGAGAGCGUCUGUCCCACGCUCAAACACUGCAGCAAGCUCUUCAUCUACCUUUAUAAGAUGGCCACGGACUCCUUCGACAGUCGUGCGGAGCAGGUGCCCCCCUGCCUGACUCAUGAGACCUCGCUGCCCUCGCCGUGGGGCACGCCAGCGCUCGCCAGGAAGAGACAAGGCUACUACGGGACGUCGGGACCCCCCGCUCCGGUCAAAGCCCUCUCAGACCUGAAACUCCACUUAACCGCCACCCCCACCCAUCCUGCUUCCUCCUCUUCUUCGUCGGACAUGGUGGUCAUUCAUCCGGGGGCCGUGCUGGCCAUGCUGGACCUGCUGCCCUCCGUCUCCUCCGACAGCCAGCCGGAGCAUGCCCUCGACCUGCAGCUGGCUGUGGCGAACAUCCUGCAGCUGCUGGUGAACAGCGAGAGGAACCAGCAGGUGUUGUGUGAAGCUUGUCUCCAUCAGCGUCUCUUGCAGCGCUGCAGUCAGGCCCUCGGUGACGAAGACCACCCGCUACACCCGCCGCUGCAGAGGAUGUUUGAGAGGCUGGCCUCGCAGGCCCUGCAGCCCAUGGCACUCAGGUACUGGACCAGGAGUUUUUUACGUCUUGGAAACCCUCUGAACUGCGGAGCGUGGGAUAAGAAGCUGUUGAAGCAGUACCGAGUCCACAAACCGAGCUCGCUCAGCUACGACGCAGAGAUGAGAAACAGUAUGACGAUGUCCAUGGAGGGCUUCGGCCCCGACAGCGUCUUCGCCACGCCGGCAGAGGACAACGGCCAGUACCGCAUCAGCCGCAGCCUCGUUCGCUCCGCCGAGGGCAGCACCGUUCCCCUCACCCGAGUCAAGUGCCUGGUGUCCAUGACAACGCCACACGACAUCCGACUGCACGGAUCGGCCGUCACGCCCGCCUUCGUGGAGUUUGACACUUCGCUGGAAGGCUUCGGGUGUCUGUUUCUGCCGAGCUUGGCUCCUCACAACGCUCCAACCAACAACACCAACGCCUCCGGAGUCAGCGAUGGAGCCGUGCUGAGCGGCAUGGGCACAGGGGAGCGCUUGUUUCCUCCUCCGUCAGGCCUGAGCUACUCCACCUGGUUCUGCGUGGAGCGUUUCAGUUCGACCUCUCAGGCUCACCCGGUCCGUCUGCUGACCGUCGUCCGUCGGGCCACUUCCUCCGAGCAGCACUACGUCUGCCUGUCUGUGGUGCUGUCGGCCAAAGAUCGCUCGCUCACCGUCUCCACCAAGGAGGAGCUGCUGCAGACGUACUCAGCGGACGAGUCGAGUGAAGAAGCCUCCUUCUAUGAGAUCCUGCCCUGCUGCGCUCGUUUCCGCUGCGGAGAGCUCAUCGCCGAGGGCCAGUGGCACCACCUGGUGUUGGUGAUGAGUAAAGGCAUGCUGAAGAACAGUAUGGCCACUCUGUACAUCGACGGCCAGCUGAUCAGCACCGUCAAGCUUCACUACAUCCACAGCGCGCCGGGCGGCUCCGGCUCCACCAACCCUCCCGUGUUGAGCACGGUGUACAGUUACGUGGGAACGCCACCGGCUCAGCGCCAGCUCUCCACCCUGGUGUGGCGUCUGGGGCCGAGCCACUUCCUGGAGGAAGUGCUUCCCGCCACCAGCGUCGCCGCCAUCUACGAACUGGGCCCAAACUAUGUGGGAAGCUUCCAGGCCGUAUAUCUGCCCUGUAAAGACUCUAAGACAGAAGUGGCCCCUCCGUCUGCGGUUGCCUUGGUACCAGAAGAGAAAGUGUCCUUCAGCCUCUACGCUCUCUCCGUCUCCACUCUCACCGUGGCCAAGAUCAGAAAGGUCUACAACAAGCUGGACAGCAAAGCCAUCGCCAAGCAGCUCGCUGUGUCCUCUCAUGAAAAUGCAACACCGGUGAAAUUGAUCCACAACGCUGCGGGCCACCUCAACGGACCGGCUCGCACCAUCGGAGCCGCCGUCAUCGGAUAUUUAGGUGUUCGUGCUUUUGUGUCCAAGCCCGUAGCCUCCAACCUGCAGUACGUAGGCGGGGCAGCUGCCAUCUUGGGGCUGGUUGCCAUGGCGUCGGACGUGGAGGGGCUGUACGCGGCCGUCAAAGCGUUGGUGUGUGUGGUGAAGAGCAACCCGCUGGCCAGUAAGGAGAUGGAGCGCAUCAAAGGCUACCAGUUGUUGGCCAUGCUGCUGAAGAAGAAGCGCUCGCUGCUCAACAGUCACAUCCUCCACCUCACCUUCUCUCUGGUGGGAACCGUCGACAGCGGCCACGAGACCUCCAUCAUCCCCAACUCCACCGCCUUCCAAGACCUGCUGUGUGACUUCGAGGUUUGGCUCCACGCUCCCUACGAGCUCCAUCUGUCUUUGUUUGAGCAUUUCAUCGAGUUGCUGACAGAGUCCAGUGAGGCGGCUAAGAACGCUAAGCUGCUGAGAGAGUUCCAGCUGAUCCCCAGACUGCUGCUGACGUUAAGGGACACGUCGCUGUCGCAGCCCACUGUCGCCGCCAUCAGCAACGUGCUCAGUCUGCUGCUGCAAGGCUUCCCCAACCCAUAUGACCUGCUGAGGUUCGGCCAGUUCAUCUCCUCUACUCUCCCCACGUUUGCUGUGUGUGAGAAGUUUGUCGUCAUGGAGAUCAAUAAUGAGGAGAAGAUCGAUGGAGGUAACGAUGAUGAUUUCGGCGGCCUCCUGUCCGCCAACCUGAUUCUGCUGAGGAACCGACUGCUGGACAAUCUGCUCAGACUGCUCUUCACCACUAAAGAGAAAUGCACCGUCAAUGCACAGGCUUGUGAGGAGCUGGUGCGAACGCUGGGCUUCGAUUGGCUGCUGAUGUUCAUGGAGGAGCAUCUUCACUCCAGCACGGUGACGGCGGCGCUGUGGAUCCUCGUGGUGCUGCUCUCUAACCAGUCCAUCCUAAACCGCUUCAAAGAGGGGCUGGCUGGGGGGGGCUGGCUGGACCACACCGACUCCGUCCUCACCAACAAGAUCGGCACGGUGCUGGGCUUCAACGUGGGCCGCAGUGCUGGUGGGCGCUCCACGUUGCGAGAGAUCAACCGGGACGCUUGCCACUUCCCAGGAUUCCCCGUGAUGCAGACGCUGCUGCCCAAACACACCAACGUGCCAGAGCUCUACUUCCUGCUCAUGGCUCUCUUCCUGCAGCAACCCGUCAUCGAGCUGCCAGACAGCCUGCAGGUACAUUUCGACCUGGACUCCAUCUGGACCUUCAUCUUUGGCAUCCCGGCCUCCAGUGGGACAGUGGUGGGCUCCAUCCACAGCAUGUGCACCGAUGCCGCCUUCCUGCUGCUGGCUAUGCUUCGCAGCAUGCUCAACCUGCCGUGGCAGUCCGAGGAGGAGGGGUCCUGGCUCAGAGAGUACCCCGUCACACUCAUGCAGUUCUUCAGGUAUCUUUACCACAACGUGCCGGACCUUUCGCCCAUGUGGCACAGUCCUGAGUUCCUCUGCGCUCUGGCCGCCUCCGUCUUCCCCUUCAACAUCAGGCCGUACUCUGAGAUGGUCACAGAUUUAGACGACGAAGCGGGUUCUCCCACCGAGGAGUUCAAAGCUUUCGCCGGAGACUCAGGUAUGAACCGCAGCCAGUCUGAAUACUGUAACGUGGGAUCAAAGACGUCCCUCACCAACCACCCGGCCAAGAAGUACGUGUUUGACUUCAUGAGGGUCCUGAUCAUGGACAACCUGUGUAUGACCCCGGCCAGCAAGCAGACGCCCAUCAUCGACCUGCUGCUGGAGGCGUCUCCGGAGCGAUCCACCAGAACUCAGCAGAAGGAGUUUCAGUCCAACAUCCUGGACGGAGUCAUGGAGCAUCUGCUGGCCGCUGACGUCCUGCUAGGUGAAGAUGCCUCUCUGCCUCUCAGCAGCGGAGGCAGCUACCAGAUUCUGGUCAACAACGUCUUCUACUUCACGCAGCGUGUGGUGGACAAACUGUGGCAGGGAAUGUUCAACAAGGACUCCAAGCUGGUGGUGGACUUCAUCGUGCAGCUUAUAGGACAGUCUAAGAGGCGUUCUCAGGGUCUUUCUCUCGACACCAUCUACCACUGCCUGAACCGGACGGUGCUCUACCAGCUCUGCCGACCCCACAAGACGGUGGCUCAGCAGGUGGCCUUGCUGGACGCUCUGCGGGUCCUGACCGUCAACCGCAACCUGGUGCUCGGACCGGGGAACCACGACCAGGACUUUGUGGCCUGCUUGGCUCACUGCUUCAUCUGUCUGCACAGCGGGAGUAGCGUCGAGGGCUUCGGUCUGGAGGCUGAGGCCAGGAUGACGACCUGGCAUGUCAUGAUGCCCACGGAGAACGAGAGCGACUCCACGCACAGCCACGACGUCAGCGAGGGUCGGCAGCUGCUGCUGAAGGCUGUGAACCGCGUGUGGACGGAGCUGAUGCACAGUAAGCGUCAGAUGCUGGAGGACAUCUUCAAAGUGUCUCUGCCCUGUAACGACCGAGGACACGUCGACAUCGCCACCGCUCGACCCGCCUUAGAGGAGCCGGCACUCAAGAGCUGGCAGAACCACCUAGUUCAUGAGAAGAAGUGCAUCAGUCGAGGCGAGGCAGUGGCUCCAGCGACUCAGUCCAAACUGUCCAGGGUCAGCAGCGGCUUCGGCCUCUCCAAGCUGACGGGCGUCCGACGCAACAAGAAGGAGAACAGCCUGAACAAGAACAGCCUCUCUGCCCAGGAAACAUUCCAGUGGAUGUUCACACACAUCGCUGUCGUACGAGACCUCGUGGCCAUGCAGUACAAAGAAUAUCAAGAGCGGCAGCAGAACGCCCUGAAGUACGUGACGGAGGAAUGGGCGUCCAUCGAGUACGAGCUCCUGAGAGAACGAGGGCUCUGGGGGCCGCCCAUCGGCUCCCACCUAGACAAGUUCGUGCUGGAGAUGACGGAGGGGCCGUGUCGGAUGAGGAAGAAGAUGGUCCGCAAUGACAUGUUCUACAUCCACUACCCGUACAUCCCCGAAAUGGAGACGAACACCAACUCAGCACAGAAGCCUCAGCGUUACCGUCGAGCCAUCAGCUACGACAGCAAGGAGUACUUCAUGCGUUUGCUGUCGGGGAACCCCGGCAUGUACCAGCACUCUGUGGAGCACACGACGGAGGGAGAGACGACCCAGCAUGAGCCCGAGCACGGAGAGGACACCAUCGCCAGGGUCAAAGGUCUGGUGAAAGCUCCUCUGAAGAGAUCUCGUUCUACGGCGGACGGAGCAGACGAGGACAGUCAGGAGCAGCUCCAGGAGCAGCUGCUGGAGUCAGGAGGACUGGAAGACGAGCAGCGGACGGACAACACCUCGCUGCUCCGUCUGCUGGAGGAGGGAGAGAAGAUUCAACACAUGUACCGCUGUGCCAGGGUCCAAGGUCUGGACACCAGCGAGGGUCUGCUGCUGUUUGGGAAGGAGCACUUCUACGUUAUCGACGGUUACACCAUGACCGUCUCCAGGGAGAUCAGAGACAUCGACACGCUGCCUUCCAAUUUGCACGAGGCGAUCAUCCCCAGAGGAGCGAGACAAGGCCAGAGUCAGCUGAAGAGAACCUGCAGCAUCUUCGCCUACGAAGACAUCAAAGAAGUCCACAAGAGACGCUACCUGCUGCAGCCCAUGGCAGUGGAGGUGUUCUCGGCAGACGGGAGGAACUACUUGUUAGCUUUCCAGAAAGGAGUCCGCAACAAAGUUUACCAAAGGUUUUUAGCUGUGGUGCCAUCGCUGGCCGACAGCUCAGAGUCCGUCUCAGGCCAGAGACCCAACACCAGCGUGGAACAAGGAUCUGGACUCCUCAGUACGCUGGUUGGUGAGAAGUCCGUCACUCAGAGAUGGGAGAGAGGAGAAAUCAGUAACUUCCAGUAUCUGAUGCAUCUCAACACUCUUGCCGGUCGCUCCUACAACGACUUGAUGCAGUACCCCGUCUUUCCCUGGAUCCUGGCCGACUUCGACUCAGAGGAGCUGGAUCUAAACAACCCCAAGACGUUUCGUAACCUCGCCAAGCCGAUGGGAGCUCAGACUGACGACAGACUAACCCAGUACAAGAAGAGGUACAAGGACUGGGAGGACCCCAAUGGUGAAACACCAGCGUAUCACUACGGCACUCACUACUCCUCGGCCAUGAUCGUAGCUUCUUAUCUGGUUCGGAUGGAGCCAUUCACACAGAUUUUCCUCAGACUUCAGGGAGGACAUUUCGACCUGGCCGACAGGAUGUUCCACAGCGUGCGUGAAGCCUGGCUCUCCGCCUCCAAGCACAACAUGGCAGAUGUCAAAGAGCUCAUCCCCGAGUUCUUCUACCUUCCCGAAUUCCUGCUCAACGCCAACAACUUCGACCUGGGUGCCAAGCAGAACGGCACGAAGCUGGGUGAUGUGAUCCUGCCUCCUUGGGCCAAAGGCGACCCUCGAGAGUUCAUUAGAGUCCACAGAGAGGCGCUGGAGUGCGACUACGUGUCAGCUCACCUCCACGAAUGGAUUGACUUGAUUUUCGGCUACAAGCAGCAGGGUCCGCCGGCCGUGGAGGCGGUCAACGUCUUCCACCAUCUGUUCUACGAGGGUCAGGUCGACAUCUACAACAUCAAUGACCCGCUCAAGGAGACGGCAACCAUCGGCUUCAUCAACAACUUCGGACAGAUUCCCAAACAGCUGUUUAAGAAGCCCCACCCUCCCAAACGCGUUCGCAGUAAAGCUAACGGCGACGUCACGAGUAUUCCUCCGAGCUCCAACAGCGACAAGAUCUUCUUCCAUCACCUGGACAAUCUGAGACCUUCUCUUGCACCCGUUAAAGAGCUGAAGGAGCCGGUGGGACAGAUCGUUUGCACCGACAAGGGCAUCCUCGCUGUGGAGCAAAACAAAGUCCUGGUUCCCCCGACCUGGAGCAAGACCUUCGCCUGGGGCUACGCCGACCUCAGCUGCCGUCUGGCUAAUUAUGAAUCUGAUAAGGCAUUGGUGGUGUAUGAAUGUCUGUCCGAAUGGGGUCAGAUCCUGUGUGCCAUCUGUCCCAACCUGAAGCUGGUCAUCACCGGUGGCACCAGCACGGCCAUCUGUGUGUGGGAGACAGGACCCUCCAAAGAGAGAGCCAAGUCGCUCACCCUCAAACAGGCAUUAUUGGGCCACACAGACGCUGUAACGUGUCUCACAGCGUCGUCGGCGUACCACAUCGUCGUCAGCGGCUCACGGGAUCGAACCUGCAUCAUCUGGGACCUCAACAAGCUUUCCUUCGUCACGCAGCUCAGAGGACACCGAGCGCCCGUCUCUGCUCUGUGUAUCAAUGAACUGACGGGGGAUAUCGUGUCCUGUGCAGGGACCUACAUCCACGUGUGGAGCAUCAACGGCAGCCCGAUCGCCAGCGCCAACACCUUCACGGGCCGCAGCCAGCAGAUCCUGUGCUGCUGCGUGUCGGAGAUGAACGAGUGGGACACGCAGAACGUUAUCGUCACGGGACACUCGGACGGCGUCGUCAGGUUCUGGAGAAUGGAGUUCCUCCAAGUCCCAGAAACCCCUGCUCCAGAGCCGGUGGAGCCAGAUGUGCCUGACUGCUGCGUUGUUGAGGAGAAGAUCGAAGGUGGCGAGACUCACAACGGUGGCGGCGGCGGCGGUGAUGACGACAGCAGCGAGUCGGACGGAGAUGAACCCAGUUUAAGCCAAGAACCCAAAGCACCACGUAACCCGUCUACUGGUGGAGGCAGCCAGCCAGGAAGUGCCGUCCACAGACCCAGAGGUCCUUCAGCCAGAGCGGGAGCCUCUUGGUCGAUGGACAGCGGCUCCGACGAUUCUCACCGCUGGUCAGAUACGCUCAGCAUCGAUGAGAAGGACGGCUUCGUGUUCGUCAACUACUCCGAGGGUCAAACCAAAGUCCCUCACCCUCAUCCGGCUCACCCAGGCCAGGCUGCCGUACCUCAGCCUCUCCAGCCCUCCAUCAUGGAGGCACGGACGUAUAACCAGCUCAGGGCAGGCUACAGAUGGGAGCGCCAGCUGGUCUUCCGGAGCAAACUUACCAUGCACACCGCGUUCGAUCGCAAGGACAAUGCUCACCCGGCCGAGAUCACCUCCCUCGCCAUCUCCAAGGAUCACAGUAAGAUCCUGGUGGGUGACGGACGCGGCCGAGUCUUCAGCUGGUCGGUGAGCGACCAGCCGGGCCGGUCGGCGGCGGACCACUGGGUGAAGGACGAGGUGGUGGACAGCUGCUCAGGAUGCACGGUUCGCUUCUCCCUCACCGAGCGACGCCACCACUGCAGGAACUGUGGACAGCUCUUCUGCCAGAAGUGCAGUCGCUUCCAAUCAGAGAUCAAAAGGCUGAAGAUCUCGUCUCCGGUGAGAGUUUGUCAGAACUGUUACUACAACCUGCAGCACGAGCGAAGCGCCGAGGACGGCAGCCGAAACUGA